AUGGUCGCGCAGACAUGCCUAGCAUCGACCGAAAUCAUCUGUCACCGACUCCACGUCAACCCUGCCUGCACGCCAGGGGUGCAGAGAGACGUAACUACACCCGAGCGAGUCAUUAUCAUCGAAGCCGAGAUUGACAAACUCCUAGCUGUCGGCUUCAUCGAAGAGGUCUCCUACUCAGACUGGCUUGCCAACGUUGUUCUGGUGGCAAAACAAGAGAAAGGCAAGUGGAGAGUCUGUGUUGAUUACACUGACUCAACAAAGCUUGCCGAAAGACAACUUCCAUUGCCGAGAAUCGACCAACUCGUGGAUUUCACUUCUGGCAAUCAGGUGCUCAGCUUCAUGGACGCUUACUCCGGCUAUAACCAAAUCUUGAUGCACGAUGAUGACAAGGAGAAAAACUUCUUUCAUCAUCGAGAGAGGGACCUAACUGUUACAAGGCCCUUUGGAUGA
Molecule: messenger RNA, 450 nt
Organism: Prunus armeniaca (apricot)
Lineage: Eukaryota; Viridiplantae; Streptophyta; Magnoliopsida; Rosales; Rosaceae
Source: the annotation of a GenBank genome assembly